Molecule: messenger RNA, 372 nt
Organism: Amyelois transitella
Lineage: Eukaryota; Metazoa; Arthropoda; Insecta; Lepidoptera; Pyralidae
Gene: Rpb10
Product: DNA-directed RNA polymerases I, II, and III subunit RPABC5
Exons: 3
Coding region: 149-352 (67 amino acids)
Biological process (GO): tRNA transcription by RNA polymerase III; transcription by RNA polymerase I; transcription by RNA polymerase II
Cellular component (GO): RNA polymerase III complex; RNA polymerase II, core complex; RNA polymerase I complex
Molecular function (GO): zinc ion binding; DNA-directed RNA polymerase activity; DNA binding
Source: RefSeq, a predicted model, not a curated record
GUCAGUGAAGUCAAUGAAUCAAUGAAAAUCUGUGGUGUGUUGUGUUGUGAAUUUUAGCGUGGUGGUUUAAAAACGAAAAACGUGUAGCUAAAGUGUGUAGCUCUCAGUAAACCUAACAUUUAUCAAUUUUUCAAAUUUUCAAAGCAAGAUGAUCAUCCCUGUGAGAUGUUUUACCUGCGGGAAGGUGAUCGGGAACAAAUGGGAGACAUACUUAGGGUUAUUACAAGCUGAAUAUACGGAAGGUGACGCCUUGGAUGCACUGGGUCUGAAAAGGUACUGCUGCCGAAGAAUGCUGUUGGGACAUGUGGACCUCAUUGAGAAACUACUCAACUACGCACCUUUGGAAAAGUAAUUAUAGUUCUUAAAGUAAUA